Betta splendens (Siamese fighting fish) is the source of this 1405-nucleotide messenger RNA. RefSeq names its product claudin-10-like. Bases 1 to 753 code for a protein of 250 amino acids. The transcript has 5 exons. The record is from RefSeq and is a predicted model, not a curated record. Lineage: Eukaryota; Metazoa; Chordata; Actinopteri; Anabantiformes; Osphronemidae. Gene Ontology annotation, biological process: bicellular tight junction assembly; cell adhesion. Gene Ontology annotation, cellular component: plasma membrane; bicellular tight junction. Gene Ontology annotation, molecular function: structural molecule activity.
AUGAUGCAUCGGACGGUGGUGAUGUACGCGGAGAUCGGAGGCUUCGUGUCCUGCCUUUUUGGCUGGAUCCUGGUGUGCUCCACCGUCCCCACACCGUUCUGGAGUUACUCAGAGAACUUAGGAAGUGUGAUGACCUCCAGUGAUGCCUUCUCCAAUCUGUGGAAGGACUGUCUGUCAGACAACACAGGAGCAACCACCUGCAAGGGUUAUGCCUCCAUGAUGGCUUUGUCUGCGUUCCUCCACAUCUGCAGAGCUCUCACCAUCUCCGCCGUCAUUACUGGCUUCUUUGGAAGCGUCCUCACACUGGUUGGGAUGAAAUGCACUAAAUUAGGAGGGUCAGAGGUCGCCAACGCCAGAGUGACCUUUUCAGGCGGCAUAACCUACCUGGUGUCAGGGUUCUGUGGCAUGAUCACCUACUCGUGGUGGGCCAAUACAAUCAGAGUACAGUUUGUCAAUCCACAAUUCAUGGGUGCAAAGCAUGAACUUGGAGCUGCUCUUUUCAUUGGCUGGGGAGGCUCCAUCCUUCUGAUUCUUGGAGGAGCUGUGCUGAUUUACUUCUCUGUAAAAGAAGCUCUGCCAUCAAGUUCCCAGAAACGGAGGCCGGGUUCUCACACCACCGGCCGCACCAGACGGACAUACAUGUUGCCCAGAUUGACCCUGGCAUCGUCGCUGCUUUACGAAGGCAGGCAGAGCCGAACUACCAGUGCUACGACAAAGAUGGGUCGGGCCUACAGCAGAGACAACUUUGUCUGACCUGCACAGUGGCGGAGGGUAGGUGGAGCGUACCAUUUUUCCCACAAGAGCACAGUAACAGACACUUGGCAUCACUGGCUUUGCAUAUAAUUACUUCUCAUCUUUUUAUUUACAGUAAAUCAAGUAGGAUAUGUGUUUCCUUAGUAUUGAACUCAAUGAACUGAGUGGAUGCAGUCAAGUUUAAAUUUAAAAAGCAAAAUCUUUACUUCUUUUAUUAUUACUUUAUUAAUUAUAGAAACAUAUAAGUUAAAAUUUUAGUCAAAGUUUCAGAAAUACAAGAAAAGUACUGACAAACACAACCAACCAAUUAAAGUUAAAUGAUUUGGAAUAAAGUAAACUAUUCUUUGGUUAAAUUUCUUAUUUGACUGUAGUCUCCAAACAGAAUUAUAGCAUAUAUAUUAAUAUAAUUGUAUUAUAAUAAGCAUCUUGACAGGAAAUUCAACAACUAGAUUAACUGCUUUUUGUUGUAUUGUAUUGUAUUAGAACUGGUUGGUUACAAGUUAAUUUAUUCUUUUUUAUGACUUAAAUGCAGAGUAUUGUUGGACGAGUGAGCCUACAGUUAAUUGUAAACGGAGCAAUGUAAAUGUCAAACAGAGAAGCCAAACAAAGACUUAGGAUCAGCAGUCACACACAGAGAGGGUGAUGUUAAGGG